AUUUCCAUUUAAAUAGAUUGGGCAUUGGUGAUAAGCAGUUGUCAAAUUCUUAUUCAUCAUGAAACUCCUGGCUUUAUUUGCUGCGGUAAUUGGAAUAACAUUCGGUGCACCGAGUGGUAAAAAUACAGGAUGUGGAAAACAAACAACCGCACCUCAUAAAUCUACAUAUAUUGUUGGAGGCAAAGAGUCCAUUCCGCACAGUUGGCCAUGGCAGGUUUUGAUGAGGUACAGAACAAGUACCCUGACAUGUGGAGGUUCCUUAAUCAGAAAUAACGCUGGAGAUCUUGUUGUUAUAACAGCUGCCCACUGUGUUGAUGGAACAGAAAACAGACCAGGAGAUUGGACCAUCGACGUUGGAGUACAUUCAAGAUCUGGUAAUGAGGCAAACCAGAGAGCGUAUACUGUUGCAUCAAUCACCACUCACAAUCAAUAUAAUACAAGAACCUUUGACAAUGAUAUUGCACUCAUGAAACUUGUAUCAACAGUCACAGAGAACGCUGAUGUCAGUCCAAUAUGUGUGACGUCACUACCAACCAGUGACUUUUUCAAUCAAGAGUGUGUCGUAACAGGAUGGGGAACUACCUCUGAAGGUGGUUCAACAUCUGAUAAACUUCAAGAAGUGUACAAACCAGUGCUGUCAGAUGCAGCUUGUACAGGUUACUUGAGUAAUGCUUAUAAUGCAAACACAAUGUUAUGUGCCGGUCUUGAUGUCGGUGGAAAAGAUGCUUGUCAGGGAGACUCUGGUGGACCAUAUGCUUGUUUGAACUCUCAGGGAGAGUGGGAUCUUAUAGGCAUUGUCAGCUGGGGAUAUGGAUGCGCUCGACCAAGCUUACCUGGUGUGUACGCAGAUGUACAUAAAUAUUUGAAUUGGAUUGGCAACAACGCUUAGAAAUUCUACGAAAUUCUAAAUAAAUAUAUAUGAAACAAAAUAUAUAAAAUUUG
Mytilus californianus (California mussel) is the source of this 942-nucleotide messenger RNA. RefSeq names its product trypsin-1-like. Gene Ontology annotation, biological process: proteolysis. The transcript has 7 exons. The record is from RefSeq and is a predicted model, not a curated record. Lineage: Eukaryota; Metazoa; Mollusca; Bivalvia; Mytilida; Mytilidae. Gene Ontology annotation, molecular function: serine-type endopeptidase activity. The coding region runs from base 59 to 889 and encodes 276 amino acids.